This is a messenger RNA of Dendrobium catenatum, 3697 nucleotides long. RefSeq names its product bifunctional fucokinase/fucose pyrophosphorylase. Gene Ontology annotation, molecular function: fucokinase activity; ATP binding. Gene Ontology annotation, biological process: GDP-L-fucose salvage. The record is from RefSeq and is a predicted model, not a curated record. The transcript is spliced from 7 exons. NCBI's taxonomy places the organism in Eukaryota, Viridiplantae, Streptophyta, Magnoliopsida, Asparagales, Orchidaceae. Bases 103 to 3336 code for a protein of 1077 amino acids.
CCAAAGCCAUAUUUUGUCAGCCUGUAAGCAUUAAGCGUCGGUGGCGUGGCAGUCACUGCCCAACGAACGGGCGAGCGAGGUAGCGACGAGAGAGACAAGAGCAUGGACUGGUCGUCGGCGAGGAGGAAGUGUAACGGCGAGGAUUUUGCCGGCUUACUUCGGAAGUCGUGGUACCAUCUUCGUCUCUCCGUCAGGCACCCCAAGAGGGUUCCAACGUGGGACGCUAUCGUGCUUACGGCCGCGAGUCCCGAGCAGGCCGCCCUCUAUGAAUGGCAGCUCGAGCGAGCCAAGAGCAUCGGCCGCAUCGCCGAAUCCACCGUCACGCUGGCCGUCCCCGAUCCCGACGGCGCCCGCAUCGGUUCUGGGGCCGCCACUCUCCACGCCAUUUCUGCCCUCGCUCGCCAUCUGAUCCGUGUUGGUCUCAUUUCUCCCCAGUUAUCAAAUAACAAGGAUGAGAAUGCAACAGCUUCAACAAAUGAGUUGACCAAUGAUAAUGAAGCCCAGGCGAUUAUAGAACUUUUUGCAAAAUGGAGUAUUCUAAUGCUUCAUGCUGGGGGUGACUCUAAGAGGGUUCCAUGGGCAAACCCAAUGGGCAAAGUUUUCCUCCCACUUCCAUAUUUGGCAGCAGAUAAUCCUGAUGGCCCUGUUCCACUACUUUUUGAUCACAUACUUGCAAUUUCUUCUAAUGCAAGGCAAGCUUUUAAAAAUGAAGGUGGGAUCUUCAUCAUGACGGGAGAUGUACUACCUAUUUUUGAUGCAUCGACCAUAAUUCUCCCUGAUGAUGCUUCUUGCAUCAUCACAGUUCCUAUCACCGUGGAUAUAGCAUCCAAUCAUGGGGUUGUUGUUGCAUCCAGAAAUGGAGUUAUGAAUGAGAGCUAUUCCCUUUGUUUGGUUGAUAAUCUUCUGCAAAAGCCGUCAAUGGAAGAACUAAUAGAAAGUGAGGCUAUUCUACAUGACGGAAGGACGUUGCUUGAUACAGGAAUAAUAGCAAUAAGGGGUAAAGCGUGGGUUGAACUUGCUAUGCUUGCAUAUUCUUCAUGCCACAUUGUGAUCCAGAAACUGUUGGGGAGUAGAAAUGAGAUGAGUUUGUAUGAAGAUCUGGUUGCAGCUUGGGUACCUGCAAAACAUGAAUGGUUGAAACAGAGGCCUUUAGGUAAAGAACUGGUAAAUGCAUUAGGCGGACUGAAGAUGUUCAGCUAUUGUGCUUAUGGCCUGUCAUUUUUACAUUUUGGUACUUCAAGUGAAGUUCUGGAUCAUUUAAAUGGGGCUGAUUCAAGCCUAGUAGGUCGUAGGCACUUAUGUUACGUUCCAGAUACCACCGUCUGUGAUAUUGCUGCAUCUGCAGUUAUCCUUUCGAGCAAAAUUUCACCUGGUGUUUCAAUCGGCGAGGAUUCGUUGGUUUAUGAUUCUUCCCUUUCUGGUAGAAUACAGAUUGGUUCACAAUCCAUUGUUGUUGGUGUGAAUACUGAAGGAGCUUGCAUUGAAACACAGGAUGAAAUUGAAUUUAUAUUACCUAAUCGACAUUGCCUUUGGGAGGUUCCGUUGGUAGGAUGCAUGGGAACUAUCAUUAUCUACUGUGGACUCCAAGAUAAUCCAAAAAGGCCAGCUGAAGAUGAUGGGACAUUUUGUGGCAAGCCAUGGAGAAAAGUUUUACUUGAUUUAGGCAUUCAAGAAACAGAUUUAUGGAGUUCACCAGACACCAAGGACAAAUGCUUGUGGACUGCCAGGAUUUUUCCCGUUCUAUCACCAUCGAAGAUGCUUAGUUUAGGCAUGUGGCUCAUGGGCUCAAGAUUUUUCGACCGCAAAGAUAUGAUUUCCAUGUGGAAGAGUUCGCGACGUGUGAGCCUGGAGGAACUUCAUUGCUCCAUCGAUUUUCCUCGAAUUUGCGAGGCUGCUCGUAAUCAUCACGCUGAUCUGGCAUCUGGAUUUGCUAAAGCCUGCAUGGCAUAUGGACUGCUUGGACGGGAUAUUUCUCAACUGUGUGAUGAAAUUUUACAGAAAGAUACUUCAGGAACUGAAAUUUGCAAAAAACUUCUUUCACUUUGUCCCACUGUCGAGGCUCAAAAUCCUGGGGUUCUUCCUCGAAGCAGGGCAUAUCAGGUGCAGGUUGAUCUUCUUAGGGCUUGUAGGGAUGAUUCAGCGGCUUGCGCAUUGGAGCAAAAAAUAUGGACUGCUGUUGCCAAUGAAACUGCUUCAGCUGUAAAAUUUGAAAUUCAAGAUCGGAUCUUUGACUCUGGUGAGACGAAUUGCAAGUUAAAUGGUAACAACAAUCAUGAAAAUAUCAUUUUCCAAUCAAGAAAAGUAGUUGUAGAGCUGCCAGUUCGGGUUGAUUUUGUUGGGGGUUGGAGUGAUACACCACCAUGGAGUUUGGAGCGCUCAGGUUGUGUUCUGAAUAUGGCAAUAAAAUUAGAAGGCUCUCUUCCAAUCCGGACUGAGAUUGCAACAACAGAACAUACUGGGAUACUUAUCAUAGAUGAUGCAAACAAUCAGUUACAUAUCAAAGAUCCAGGCUCAAUUUGUACACCAUUUGACAAAGAUGACCAUUUUCGGCUUGUUAAAUCUGCUCUUCUUGUCUCAGGCAUUGUCCAUCAUAAAAUUUUGGUGAGCUCUGGCAUUAAGAUCAGGACGUGGGCAGAUGUUCCCCGUGGAAGUGGGCUAGGGACUUCCAGCAUAUUAGCUGCAGCUGUUGUAAAAGGGCUUCUUUCUCUAAUGAGAGAAGAUGAAAGUAAUGAAAAUGUUGCUAGAAUUGUUUUGGUGCUUGAACAAAUUAUGGGUACAGGAGGAGGAUGGCAAGAUCAAAUAGGAGGACUAUACCCAGGCAUAAAAUGCACAUACAGUUUUCCAGGACAUCUAUUACGAUUGCAAGUCUUCCCCCUAGUACUUUCGCCUCAGCUUGUGCGGCAUCUCGAACAACGUCUUCUGGUAGUUUUCACCGGUCAAGUACGGCUCGCCAACCAAGUAUUGCAAAAGGUGGUUACUCGGUAUCUUCGCAGAGAUAACCUGCUGAUAUCAAGCAUCAGGCGCCUCGCAGCAUUGGCGAAAAUGGGAAGGGAAGCUUUAAUGAAUGGUGAUAUUGAUGAGGUGGGUGACAUAAUGCAAGAGGCAUGGAGGCUUCAUCAAGAAUUGGAUCCAUAUUGCAGUAAUGAGUUUGUGGACAAGCUCUUUGCCUUCGCCGACCCCUACUGUGUCGGCUACAAACUUGUCGGUGCCGGCGGAGGUGGUUUUGCUCUGCUGUUAGCCAAAGACCAUUGUUGCGCACAAGAGUUGCGACGAGCGCUUGAAAACUCUCCAGAUCUUGAUGUGAAAACUUACAAUUGGAGCAUCUUUUUGGGAUAGAUGCAACUGAUCAUUCUAUUCUGUUAAAAUUGCUGAGUAUGUCAAAUCAGCUGGUGGAAGAUGGAUUCUUACGGAAGAAUAUUUCUUCCUAUGAAGUGGAUUCAAGAAGAGAAUUUAUCUAAUUGAAUAAGGCUCAGGUAAAUUUAAUGAACCUUAUACUUGUUUUAUUAGCAUUUCAUUUGUUCAAUUAGAAGUGCUUUUGUCCAGAUUACACACUGAUAAUAUGGAAAGGGGCAGAGCAGCUUUUAUCUUGAUACAAACAUGUAUUGUAUAACAAUGAUUGAUGAUCUGAGCAACCAUUACUUAUUUUUGUUCUUUUGUAUGUGAAGCAUCAUUUGGUUAGAAACCAGAAGGUUCUAAA